UACACUCGUAUGUUUAUAUAUCACACAUAACACAUCUACCCGGUUAGAUCGUGCAUUUAAACACCACGAGGACCUAAAAUCCUCGUGUCCGAGGCUCCCUUGAACUUUGUCACUUGUACGGUGGAAAAUAUUUAUUUAAAUAUUUAUAAGUGCUUGGCUCUUGGCCAAAAUUCAAAGGGUUUCAUCAAAAUGACCUUCACUAAAUGUCGGGUGGGCUUCGAUUAGUCGAUAGUAAACACAACAAUCUUCAUAGACACUAGACUGACUUUUAGCAAAUAAUAAUUAACAUAAAUACAAAGUGAAAAAUAUAAAAAUAUUCAGUGAUAAUACUUUUCAUUAACAUUACAUCAACUUGAAUCUAAAUCAGUCCGUCACGUUUUUACAAUUUUUACGACGCGAAUCAAUCGAACGAGUAAAAUUAAUUCGGAAUUAUCUCAUUGCAGUCGAGUGAGAAAAUUAUAAAAUAGGGUGUUUAAUAAAAUAAAAAUGAUGACGGUUGUUGAUAUUAAAUCCAAAGUGGAGCAUCGGAAAAUUUUUUUAAAAGCCAGAAAAUGUGUCGGAGGCAGCGGGGGUGGAGAAUUUCGUUCAAUUAUAAUCAGUAAUUGUGGAAAAGAAAAAUAAAAAAAAAAACAAAGCUGAGAAUUGUUGAAUUGGACUGGGAAUUGUGGACGCAUAAGGGUCCUGGGAAGGGCCAUGGGGGAUGAGACAGAAUGUUCUCUGAGCUGUGCAGGGAGACUCUCCGGAAGGCCGCUGUCUGCUACAGUUCUGGUCGGUCAGGAAGUCCCAGCUCAUCGCCACCAACGUCACCGCCGCCCUCACCAGCUAAAGAAGCAAAAACUUCUGCCAACGCUGAAUUGGCAAAUGUCAACCUCAACUCUCCCAACGACCAAGUCGGAGAGUCAUCUCUAUCGACACCAUCAUCAGCCAACACACAUGUCAGCAGACAACAUCUUUACCAAGGAAGCGAGCCAUCCGCGGCUAAGGACGCGCGGGAAGUCCCUAACAAGAGGCCUAGCUACGAAUAUAUCGAAAAGCGAGCUACGAUGCCCACGGAUUUCAGCAGAAAAUCGCGACGCGAUCGCCGCAGGUACUACUCGUAUCCGGACGAUAUCCGCGAGUGGAGAUCCGUGUCUUGUGACAGAGACAGAGACAGAGACCAAAUGUAUUAUUGCCAAAAUCAAAACAUUAACUAUGAGUACCGUCGAGAGUACGGCAGGUACCGUAGGGACUCCUCAGGGUCUUCGACCGAUCAAGAUGACUCCUCGACCUCGGGAGAUGAAGCCGGAGCCGCUCCUGAGGAAUCAAACCAAAGGUCCAGUUCUGCACACCAUCGCCACUCUCUCACGAAAGAACAAACGAUUCAUUGGUUUGCCGAUAUCGGACACAGCCGAGAUUCGCUUAACCCAGAUUCGAAGCGUCGGAGUCUCUACGACGAAGACUCCCUAGAUGGCGAUCAUGAGAGUGGCAAGCAAGGACGAGAGUCGACUGGAAGUCUAAAAGAGCUGGACAGGGCAAAGCUUGUGCGUGAAAGACAAAAUGAGGAGAGGCAGCGAAAGCUCGAGGAGUUGAAGAUGCAAGCUCUUUCUGCUCAAAAGUUCCGCGAGCAAAGGGAUGAAGAACGGAGGAGACGAAUUGAUGAACUUAGAUCGAGAGAUAGUGAUAGGCGAACUCAAGUCGAGGAAAGAAAGCGCAUGAUAUGGGAAGCAGAAAGAGAACGACGCGAAGCGAUCCUCCGGAAAAACCAAGAGCGCGAGGCGCGCAUUGAAGCCAAGAAGAAAAACGAGAGAUCACACAUCGUGUUUGCGUUCGGCAGCUCGACCCCGCGGAUGCUAGAGCCCGCGGACACGGGCGGCUCUUCUUACUGGGCCACGCGCAGAGCGACCUCAACCACCAAUGUGAUGAUGUUCCCCGCAGCCCAGCCCCUCACCAGGCGAUCCUCCGAGCGCGAGCUCGACGGGAGCAAAAAGCGCGCAACUUCCGCCGGUGGACUCGAUCGCAAGCCCGGCGAAGAUAUGAGAAUGUCCUCGUCUAUGUACGAAGUGUUUAAUUGGAAUUCUAGUCCUGAUCCUUGUCUAACCCACGUGAAAAAUAAAAGAGCCAGCCUCUCGCUGCCUCAUUCGACCGACAUCUUUGCCAUCGAUGAUAAAUCGGAUAGUGACUCUAGACGUGCGGCAAUCCAGCAGGCCAGUGGUGAGGAGAACGAUGGUCCAGCAGGAACCCCGAGCGCAGUGUACCUCCGCGUAAACCGCCGCCGAACGGACCUGAUGCCAACGAUACCGUCGCCAAGGGACACACCGCCGAUGUCGGGUCGUAGUUCGAGCGCCAAGGCCUUCACACGCUCUCCAGGUAGGACUUACUCAAUGUCGAGGCUGGAUCAGCUUGCGCAGCCGAGGAAGCCGCGCGUGGGCGAGCUCGGGACUCUGAGCGAGCAGCAGAGCAAUCCCCAGCACAAUCCAGACCGGCACUCUGCUCAGACCCUGGGCGCUUCCAGCAUGAGUCGCAGCAUGUCGCAUUUGGCUGCGCCCGGGUCCAUUAGCAAGGCCAGUUUGAGUCUUAAACGGUCUGAUAACUCGCGUAGCAUGGGCACUUUACCCGGUGCAGUUCCUACUCCAAGGCCGACUCGGGCUGAGAAACUCCGCAGAAAGGCACGUGAGCAGUAUGCUCAGCAGCAUCAACAAGGUAUCCGCAGCGGUGAAGUGACACCAAGCAGUCCAUCACGACCUCACAGUUCCAUGAGCCAACAGAGCAACAGCAGCGUGGCCAGUAGUAACGUCAACCUACGUCCUCGCACAUCAACAACUCCGCGACGUCCGCGACCCGCUUCUAUUGCCGGAACUGGCGUUACUGUCACAGAUCGACACAAUGUAUCAGGUGAAGCAAAAUCUAAAGAUUCAAAGCCACCACUGCCAAAGGUCCACUCAACUCCAAAGAAACCGUCGUCAUCUUCAACCCCACGUGCAAGUAGCACCGAAAAAGAAAUAAUAAAGAAGCCCGGUGACAGAUUGAUUAAGAGCGCUCGUGCGUCUCCUCGCAUAACUCCGAAAGCAACACCGCUCCAGAGUCCUGGUGCUGAGCAACCGCCUCUGUCUCUGAUAAGACAAGACACUCAGGAGAUAAUUAAAAUAAACGACAGUAAAGAAGAACAGCUUGUUCAACACGAGAUCGCAGUGAUUAAAACCACUGAAGACAAACAGCCGGAGUUGGAGCUUCGGUCUGAGAUGGAGCACGAGGAGGAGAAGAAGGACAUGGGAAAUGAAAAAUCCCAUGGUGUCACCGAGAUGACAGGCAAAGUUAUUGAAACAAUCCCACAGCCGGAGCUCAGUCAGUCCAACUCUGUCAGUCGAGGCCAGAAAUUAGAGCCGGCUUCUAAUGGAAACAUUUCUCUCAAGGAAGAAAAGGAGAAGGAAGAAAAGAAGAAAGAUAACCACGAGGUAGCUGAUAAGAAGUCCGCUGAUGAGGGACUGGGUGAGGAAGCUGUUGACAUGUCCGCUUCGAUGAUCGCCAAGAUCCGUAUCACCACUGAGGACGAAGCUAAGGCUGCGCUGGCUGAACGCAGAAGACUGGCUCGUGAACAGGCCGAGCGCGAGGCUGAGCUCGAGCGUCAACGACUGGAAGAAGAGGCGAGACUUGAAGAGGAACGGUUGCGUGCUGAAGAAGAGGAGCAGCGACGUCUAGAGGAGGAGGCUACUCGUCUCGCGAACGAAGCUCGUCUUGCUGAGGAACUCCGGCUUCAACAGGCCAUCGAGGACGCUCAGAGGCGUGAAGAAGAGGAGCGCAAGAGGCGCGAGGAAGAAGCUCGGCAGAAACUCGAGAAAGAAGAAGCUGAUCGCAAAGCUCGCGAGGAAGCGGAAAAACAAAGACUUGAAAUGGUCGAGCGGCUUAAAAAAGAAGAGGAGGAGAGAAUUGCGAGACGCAAGCGAGUCGAAGCUAUUAUGAAACGAACACGUGGAGGGAAUAAUAAUCAAGCUAACACUCCUACUAAGGAUGGAGAUAAAUCAAAGGACGACAGCCCUAACGAGGAAAACAAAGCAGUACCGGGCAACAAAGUUGACGACGUCAUGACCGCGAGUCUUAUCUCAGAGGCGACUCAGCAGUUUAUCACCUCCGAGCAGCAAGAUAAUCGUUCUGGUAACAAUAGCCCAACAGCUCCACCAGAUAAUAUUGUGCGCAAUGGCACACACAGUAAUGGCAUUAAUAAUUCAAACAACAAGACAGCGACGCUCUUAGAAAACAAUCAGGGCAACGUCGAAGAAUUAAACGGCCAUCAUACGAAUAACCACGGCAAUGGCAUCAACUCCCAGAUUACUCUCGACAAUGCUACUGUAAAGCAGAACAACGUCACGAACAACCUAUUAGACUUAUCAGAGUUUGAUACUCUGAGUAAUAACAGUGCCGGAACAAUAUUUGAUUUAACUUCAAAUAUUUCAAAUGAAGACACACUCAAUUCUAAUUUGAACCCAACGGCAAUGCCAUUCACGCCGAUGGUCGUCAAUCCAUUUAUGCCUGUGUCUCCUAAUAAUGCCAAUACCAAUCCGUUCUCAGAUGCUUUCACCAAUAAUAAGACCCAGGAUAAUCAACUACCAGAUCUUCUCUCCUAAAACAAGUCUAAGAUCAAUUAAAAAGUAAAAUUGCCAGCUUGCUACAAAGCAAGCGUUAGGUAUUAACUAAAUAAAGGUGAAAGAAGAAUAAAAAAAACAAAGAAGAAAGAACGGAAGACUAUUAUAAGACUCUUGCAGAGUGACAGAGCAAAUGAAGAUACUAAUAAAUAAUAAAUGAUAAAUAACAACUAAUAUUAAUAGAAAAAGAGAGUGAAUAAAAUAUAGAUGUAAAUAAAUGAUAGAAUUUUAGCCAGUUUGACGGGGUCCAGACGAAGAAAAAUGAAAAAUAAUAAUAAAAAUACUACGAAUGAAGCCUUGCAAGCAGUUGCCCUCCUGGAAUAUUUAACUAAAAUUGAAUUACUAUUACAAUAACACGAUCAUGCGAUUAAAAUAUAUAUUUAAUGGUAUUGAAGAUAUGUAAAAUAAUAUUUAACGUUAAUUAAAACAAAUAUUAUAAUUAUUAAUUAUUAAUUAUUGUAUAAGUGGCAAAAUAGUUUGAAAAAAAAAAAACAACAACUCGUUAUAUUAUUGUAUGCUUAAUGACACACUAACUAGAUAAAUUUAUUUGUUUGUUCCUAUUUUUUUAAUUUCGAAAAAAUACGCCUAUUUAUAUAAUAAUAAAAAUAAAAAUUAUUAAAAUAUAUAUUUAGAUAUUAAUAACUAAAAAUUAUCAGUAAACAAAUCUGUACUUUAGUGUAUAAAAAUAAAUGUUAUUUCAGGUUUAUUAAUUAUCUAAUUGUUUGUCAUUAUAAUUAUUCAUUUUUGUCAAAGCUUGUUUGAAAUAAUUGAAGAAAAAAAAAAAAAAAUUGUUAGCCAAAUAAUUUCACACAACAUUGCACAAUUAAUCGUGACUUUCAUUGUAUCAGAUAUAAUAAUAAUAAUAAAAUAAAUUUAUCAUUAAAAAAAAAAUUGUUUAGAUAUUAAAUGUGGAAGUAAUGUCUAGCGACUUAUAUUGUGUCCAUUUAAAGUUUAAAUAAAAACUUAUAGAGAUGUUCUAUAAAA
Molecule: messenger RNA, 5600 nt
Organism: Cotesia glomerata
Lineage: Eukaryota; Metazoa; Arthropoda; Insecta; Hymenoptera; Braconidae
Product: MAP7 domain-containing protein 2-like
Exons: 16
Coding region: 711-4598 (1295 amino acids)
Biological process (GO): microtubule cytoskeleton organization
Cellular component (GO): microtubule cytoskeleton
Source: RefSeq, a predicted model, not a curated record